ACCUUAAAAUAAAGAUGGCGGAUGAUCUACAGUCGAAUUUGGCGACAUACAAACUUCAGCUUCAGCAGGUAGAAGCAUCAUUAACUAAUGAUGCAGACAAUGAGGAUCUUCUAAAACUGAAAAAGGAUUUACAGGAAGUGAUUGACUUGACAGUCGAGUUAGUUGGCCAACAGAAAGCCAUCUUAGGAGGGGCUACAUUGGUGGAAGCCGGGCCUAGCAAUGAAGAAACAGAGUCUAAAGUUGAAGUCACAAAACAUGAUUGGAAGUCUGGAGAUGACUGUUUGGCAAUGUUCUCUGAGGAUGGGCAGUAUUAUGAGGCAUACGUAGACGAGGUACUGGAGGAUGGCACGUGUACAGUCAAGUUCAAAGACUACGGAAACACAGAUGUGACCGAGGUAAGGUUUUUGAAGGCGAUUGACUCAGAGAAACAUUACGCCAGUGGAGAAGCAGGAACGACUGAAGUUAAGAAGCCCCAGUCAAAAAAGGACCUCAUAGCUUCACAGAGAGAAUACAAACGAAAGAAGUCUCAGAAAAAAGCACAGCGUCUAAAACAAAUGGAGGAAGAGCGAGAAUCAGAGAAAAACAAAUGGCUGGAUUUCAACUCUAAGACAUUUUCCAAGACAAACAAGGGGAAAGUGAAAAAGAGCAUAUUUGCGACAACAGAACAUGUGAAUGGACGUGUGGGCGUGGGAACCUGUGGGGUCAGUGGGAGACCUAUGACAUCAUUUACUCAACAGGAAAAAUGGAAAAAAUAAACGGACAUUUUCUUUAUGUCUGCCAAAUUAACUUGCAUCUUGAAAAGGAUGUGGAUGCAAAAAAACUGCUGCCAUCAAAAAGUGGAUUGUUAAGGAAGUGACAUCUCCUUAGUUUAUGAAUUCCACUGAAGGCAAUCUUUUUAAAAUGUUGAACUUGCAAAAGUAUAUUAUACUGCUAAGCCGAUAUUUGCAGGAAAAACAAACACAAUAUCACAGUUGAUGCACCAGAUUUGAAUGCAUUAAACAUCCUUCAAUAAUACUGUGAACCAUUAAGCGACAAUUGAAAUUCAUUGAUUUCGUAAAAUAGUUAUCAGUGUAAUAUCGAUUGUAUUAAUUGUGGAAUAUAGGGGUUAUCUGUAUGAUAAGGUAGUUGUAGCUGAGCGGAUGUGUACUUGAAAGUGGAGACACACAGUCAGAGCUGAAAAUAUCCUCACAUAGUCCAACAGCUGAAGAACAUCCCAGAAACCUAGGGCCUGUUCGUUUAUGCAGACAAACUGGUUCGUCUGUUUUUUUAAUUGCAACAUUUCAGUUAUAUAUCUUGACGGACCUGCAGAUGUUAAUACGGGCCUUAAAAGUCUUUGUCAAAGCUCUUCAGAAACCAACAAAAAAUCACCAGGUCUGUCCUUAUUUUAUAAACGAACAACUCUGGUGUAACCAUUUGAACCACGAUAUAAAACGAAAAGGCCCUACUGUAGGGAAGAGUUAUUUCACUCCCCAAACAGGUGCUUGUAUUUCUAGGCAUAUCCUAUAUAUAGCUUUGUAAUGGGGAUAUUGAUACAAAAUCCAUUAAAUCAAUCAAAUAUACUCCCAAAUCUGAAAGUCGAGGGGAACAGUGUUGUACAUGAGGAUAAGUGGUCUGAAGCUAACUGGAUUGACAGGAUUCAGUUUAAUGAAUUGGGUCAUAUUUAAUUUACAAGAUAAAGUGACACCAUUGUAGUAGUGUGUUACUGAUGUGUGGGAGGGGGUGUGUGUGUGUGUCAAUAUUUUAGUGUAAUAGUGAAUUGAAGGGAAACAUGCCAAGUUAAUAAUAUACAAUGUCAGUGUUGUGUGCAAAAAUCUAAGUCAAAAUUGUCUGUCAAUAUAUGUAUAGGAUUUUGAUUCCACUUCAUGUUAGAUUUAUGGAAAGAUUUUAAAAUGAAAAAUAUGUGCCAGGUUCCAUAAAUCUUGUAUGAAAUGGAAUAAUUUAAAAUCCUUUAUUUCAUCAAGAUUAAAAUGAUUUGUAUGUAUACAUACUUUUCCAUGUCACAGCAUUAUCUAUGUUCAAUAAUGAUUGUUUCCAUGGUAAUGUUAACAAUAAGACAUACAUAUUGUCUUAUGAGAUUUAGUACAUUUUUGUUUUUAUGAAACUAAAUAAAAGAGUAAUCAUAUUGUAGAAAUUGAAACUGGUACACGAAUUGCAAUAUCGAUUCAAAAAUAUUAAGUUUUAUGCAGGCAAAACAAAAAUUUCCUGCCUUGACAUCCACCAACUAGAAAUAAAUUUGUAUCUGCCCUGAUUUUCAUAGUGCACCGACUUCACUCGGUGUUUAUAAAUGUCAUGUUUCUUGUAUAUCUGUUUAUUUUGAAAGAGAUUUUUUGUUCCAGAGAGCGCCAAGUGUAAAAUUUCUAAGAGGGAGUAGUGUGAGUGAGAAUCAUAGAUAAUGAUUACUUUUGAAUCAUUUUUUGUAAAAUAAAACUUUGGUAAGAAUUCCA
Messenger RNA from Pecten maximus, 2444 nucleotides. Its product is annotated as survival of motor neuron-related-splicing factor 30-like. Gene Ontology annotation, molecular function: RNA binding. Gene Ontology annotation, cellular component: nucleus; precatalytic spliceosome. NCBI's taxonomy places the organism in Eukaryota, Metazoa, Mollusca, Bivalvia, Pectinida, Pectinidae. The transcript is spliced from 7 exons. The coding region runs from base 15 to 755 and encodes 246 amino acids. The record is from RefSeq and is a predicted model, not a curated record. Gene Ontology annotation, biological process: regulation of alternative mRNA splicing, via spliceosome.